AUGGCCUACAGCUGCUGCUCUGGAAACUUCUCUACCUCCUGUAGGUGCAGCCUGCCCACUUCAGGUUCAUCCUGUCCCUCUCCUUGGCCCAGCAACCUGGUCUACAGUACCACCCGCUGCUCGUCCAGCACCUGCCAGCUGCACAGUGACUGUCAGGAGACCUGCACUGAACCCACCAGCUGCCAGAGGUCCUGCGUGGUGUCCAGACCCUGCCAGGUGGAAUCCUCUCUGAACACCGGCUGUCAGGAGACCUGCAUUGAGCCCACCAGCUGUCAGAGGUCCUGCGUGGUGUCCAGACCCUGCCAGGUGGAAUCCUCUGUGAACACCAGCUGUCAGGAGACCUGCAUUGAGCCCACCAGCUGCCAGAGGUCCUGCGUGGUCUCCAGGCCCUGCCAGACAGCCUGCUACUACCCGAGGAGCUCCACACCCUGCAGUCCCUGUGAGGGGACAUAUGCUGGGUCUCUGAGUUGUGGGUCCAGCAACUUCCAUCCUUUAGAAACUAGAAGCUUCUUCUCAGGGGACUGUGGACCAAGGGGCUUCAGAUCUCUGAAUUAUGAAAUCCCUCUAUUUCCUUUCUUGAAUGAUGUGUCCACAUCCUGUUACCCAACUUACUUGCUUUUUAAUACUUACCAGCCUUCAUUUUGUGUUCCAACAUGUGGGCCACGUCUCUCUGGAAUCAGCUGUUAG
Molecule: messenger RNA, 687 nt
Organism: Arvicola amphibius (Eurasian water vole)
Lineage: Eukaryota; Metazoa; Chordata; Mammalia; Rodentia; Cricetidae
Product: keratin-associated protein 13-1-like
Exons: 1
Coding region: 1-687 (228 amino acids)
Source: RefSeq, a predicted model, not a curated record